AUGGAGUUGCCAAGAACUCACCGGAGGGCCCGAGCAAGUAUUCGAGGAGGCACUACGGAUGACUGCUCUCCGCCGAGCGGAUCAGCUCGUGGGACUAGCGGCAACAAGAAACAGUCCACCAUGGUUGGGCGCGACCGAGCAGAAGUUUCAAAGAAUCCAGCUACUCUGAAGAUGUCGUCUGGAUCGUGUGGUAGUGGAAGUCGUGGUUCAACUUCAAAUUUGGACCCUCCAGUUGACGGGCUUCAGUGCUUGCACAGAGUCCAACCAGAUUUCUUGACCUCGAACACCGAUACGAAUCCGGCUAGGAGGUAUCAUCGAUGUCCUCACAGAAAUACUGCACGUGAUUGUAAAUUUUUUGUUUGGCAUGAUGCUGAAUUACCACCAUUUCAGAAAGCCUGUUUUUUGAAGUUGAAGAAUCAAAGAAAUUUGUUGGAGGAACAAUUAAAAAGCAAGGAUAUUGUUGAAAAGCAACUCAAUGAAAAGCUUCAGAAUAAGAAAAACAAGUUGCAGCAGUUGAAGAAGAAAAUGGAAGAAUUGGAGAGGACAAAUCAUGACCAGAACAAGAAAAUUGAAGAAUUGGAGAGGAAAAAUCACCAGCAGAACAAGAAAUUGAUUUUUGAGAGGAAGUUUGCUAUGUUGCUAUUGCUUUGUGCAUUUCUAGCUGUGUUUAAGUUUAAUAGAAUGUUUUCUAAUGUUAGUUUGAUGCUGAACUAG
Messenger RNA from Striga hermonthica, 714 nucleotides. The record is from the annotation of a GenBank genome assembly. Lineage: Eukaryota; Viridiplantae; Streptophyta; Magnoliopsida; Lamiales; Orobanchaceae.